AUGUCCGCCAUCAACAUUACCGCACGCGAGCAAGAGCUGCUCUGCGCAGUCCUCGAGGUGAUGAAGGCCGACAUCAACUGGCCAGAGGUUGCCAGAAUUGGCAACUACAACACCCCCAAGCAAGCCCGUGACCGUUGGCCCAUCGUGCGCAAGAAGCUCAUUGAGGGCAGCGGCAAGGCCACUGGCUCCGGCGACGACAGCGCAGCUGCUACCCCAACUACCAAGCCAAAGAAGACUCCAGCUUCUCGCAAGCGCAAGGCUGCCGACGAAGACGACGCAGAGGACGCCACUCCAUCCAAGCGCAGCAAGACACCAAAGGGCAAGAAAGCAGACACGCCAGUCGCUGAGGACGAUGACGAAAAGGACACGGUCAAUGGCAACGUCAAAGCCGAGCCAACCGAAGGCGAGGAUGAUGACUAUCUUUGA
Molecule: messenger RNA, 426 nt
Organism: Cercospora beticola
Lineage: Eukaryota; Fungi; Ascomycota; Dothideomycetes; Mycosphaerellales; Mycosphaerellaceae
Source: RefSeq, a predicted model, not a curated record